Molecule: messenger RNA, 779 nt
Organism: Gilbertella persicaria
Lineage: Eukaryota; Fungi; Mucoromycota; Mucoromycetes; Mucorales; Choanephoraceae
Exons: 2
Coding region: 25-423 (132 amino acids)
Source: RefSeq, a predicted model, not a curated record
AUUUAUUUUUUUCUAUUUCACAUCAUGCCAGAUAAUAGACGUAAUAUGACAAGCAAAAUAGGCUUGAUAUUAAGUUUUAUUGGCAUGGCAGGCCUUGUAUUAUCUAUCUUGUCUCUAUUACCAUUAAAUCUAUAUAAUAUUUACACCACUAUCAUCACUAGUUAUAAACUACUCUUGCUUAAUAAAGACUGGCUAUCACCGGGUGCAAAACUAUACCUCUUCUUUUUAUGUGGAUCUUGUUUUUCAAGUCUGUUUGAAAUACUCGCAACACUCCUUGCCUGUACUCGACAUCGUGCAAGUCAAGAUGAACACACUAAAAAUAAUCAAUCACAGCCAACACAACCACCACAGACCAAAUCAUGGUUUAUACGUAUCAUUUGUUUUACCCUAUGUUUACAAAUCUUGUUUUCUUUAAUCGGUUAGUGUUGUCUCAUGCUUAUUUAUGUAUUGACACCAUGUAGGCACACAUAUUAUAUAUAAAGCAGAGAUCGAUAUUCCUAAAGAAUUACAAGACAACACCCUUUUAUCUUGUACUAUUCUAUGGAUAAAUUAUAUAUCAUUGCUUACUUUCUCUUUUAUCUUGCUAUUUGCUUCUUUCUGUAUAUUAAUGGGUGCUAAACACAAUGAGCAUGAAGAAACAAGGCCAUUGAUGAUUGUAUAAAAACUAAAUAAUAAAAUUCAUGCACUUUUUUUUAACCUUUACUAUGGAAACCAGAAAAAGUAUAAAACGCGUUUCUUUUUCUGAUCAGAAAGCGAAAGUAGAUGUCUACAUUGAAGAG